Chilo suppressalis (striped riceborer) is the source of this 5106-nucleotide messenger RNA. The record is from the annotation of a GenBank genome assembly. NCBI's taxonomy places the organism in Eukaryota, Metazoa, Arthropoda, Insecta, Lepidoptera, Crambidae.
UUUUAUAGAUAGGUCCGACAAAUGACUCCACCCCACCUAAUGUUAAGUGAAGGUGAUGUCCAGACGCGAAGAUAGCUGAUACAGCAGUUCUACCUGCCACACCAGCCAUGCUCACCCUGCCGGCCUGCAUGUUGCUUCUUCACGCCUCUUUUAAAGGAUCCCACGUUUUAAGAGGGAGGGAACACGUGAGCGGGCAGAGCAUUCCAUUUACGGAUAGUGCGACAAAGAAAUGAGUCACCAAAUUUCUUUGUACGCGUUGGAAUUAUGGCCACAGUAAGACGGUGACAACGUAGGCCAGCGCGCGUGGUCCUCUGAAGGAAAGGGGAAGGUGGGAUAAGGGAGAAUAACUCGUCAGAACUUUUUGAGCUAGAUUAAUUAUACAAUGUGUUACUAUUUAUUAGUUUUGUUUUCACGCACGCCUUUGUUUAGCAUAUUUUAUUUUAUACUAAUUUUAUAAUACUUUGUACAUAUUAUCGCCGCCUUUGUUAUUGACAAAGAGCUUAGUUUAUUAUACUUUAGUGUCUUUGUAUUCAUGGACAAUCUAUUUGAUUAAGAAUUCCAUUCGUAUCAAAAUACGUAUUGGCGAUCUAGAUGGUCGAUAAAAUGAAUAAACGUAAGCAAACAAUUAAGCUAAUUAUAGAAAUAAAUAACUUUAAUAAAGAUAUUUCUCAUAUCUAAGGAAAAUAGGAAUUAAAUUUCUAAUCCACCGCCUAGGUUGAUAUGUUGACUAAUCACUCAUUAGUCCGUUAAUAACUAAGGCUAAGAAUGUGCAGCGCGAUUUCCACCCGCGCCCGCUGAAAAAGUUUUAUUUCGCAAUAUUAGUGGCGACCGUGACAUAAAUAAAUUGAAACAUUGGAAAUAAAUAUUUGAAAUGGAUUCCUUAAAGCGAAAACGCACGCAGCAAAGACGCGAAUUCACUUUUGUGGCAAACGCAUUUCAAACGGCGGUUCAUUCCAAUGAUGAGGAUGAAAUAGAAAACGCCAUUAUGGUGCUCUCUGAAACUGCCGAUAAAUUGUUCGCAACUGAAACGGCCGUAAGAGAUAUGUGGUGUGAAAGCGAAGAUUUCGACGAAGCUGUUUUUGAGACUGACCAAUAUAAAAGCUUAGAGUACCGGCAGAGAUGGCUAAACGUACAAAAUAGAUACAGGAAACUGGUAAAACCAUCAAUAAGCGACGACGGCUCUACAGUCAAGUCAGUACAUGAGGGUUAUGAAGGUACGUCCAAAAGACGCAUUAAUAUACCAAAAUUGGACCUAGUCAAGUUUGACGGCAACGUAAAAAAUUGGCUACUCUUCUGGGGUCAGUUUAAAAGGAUCCACGAGGAUGCUGACCUGGACGACAUAGACAAGUUCCAAUUUUUAAUGCAAUCAACCACAGUUAUUUCAUGUGCUCGCCAAUUAGUUAAGACAUAUCCGCCUUCCGGUGAAAACUAUUAUAAGGCUAUAGAAGCGCUUAAGGCACGUUUUUCUCGUGACGAUGUUUUGAUCCAAACCUAUGUGCGAGGUUUACUCAAUCUAGUUCUUAUGAGACAAAGGGGCCAAACAAGUGACUUAACGUCACUUUAUGAUAAUCUCCAAACGCACUUGCAAGCUUUAGAGACGCUUGGAGUCGCCAAAGAUAAGUAUGCGUCAGUUUUGUUUCCCAUGACUGAAUCUGCUCUGCCGGAAGACAUUCUGAGAACAUGGAAUCGGAUACGGGCACAAAACGUACAAAAGGCGACGAUCUAAGUAAAUAAAUUGAUUUUCUGAGACAAGAAAUGGAGUCUGAGGAAAGAGUUCACAUGACACGCGAUGGCUUCAUCAGCUACGAUACUCCAACGGGUUUGAACCAGCCGACUGCUUGUUUAAUGUCAAAUUUAGAAACUGAGAAUAAAAAAUAUAAAAAGUCAAAGCUGAUAUCUUGCAUUUGGUGUGACAAAUAAAACCACGUUAGCUCUGAGUGUCAUUAACCAGUGCAUCGCAGGAAACAAGUUUUAUUUCGCAAGAGUCUCCUAAGUUUUAAAAUAAAACAGCUCUACGGCCGCCUGCGGUGGGUACGUGAAAGGACCGCUACGUGAGUUCUUAGCCUAAGGUAGGUUCUCAGCCGCAUAUAGUAGUAAAAGAAUUGGCACAUUAUUGGCCACAUGCCCAUCAUCCUGUUUACUGUCUUAUUGUUUCUGAUAUAGGCAGUUUUGUGUAGGUAAGUACCUUGUGUUUGCAUGUGAAUGUCAAAGCCGGUGAUUAAUGAGAGCAUUAUUUAUGCCGCGUCUAUCUACGUUCCGUGAACAGUGAUAACUUUAUUUGCGUAUUGGAUUAAUGAUGAUUAAAACUUCGUUACUUAUUACAGAGACUGAUCGUAAUUUUUCUUGCCGCAUAUUUGAUGGAUAUUGCCUUUGAUUAUUUCCAUAGGGUAUUCUUGAAUUUGUUUCAAAGAAAAUCAACUAGAACAUCGAAUAUUUAUAUCUUUGAUUAAAUAACGCCUAGACAGAGCAAUCCAAUAAAGUUCACAAACAAAACGGCUCAUGUUACGCGCAUGUGUGAGUGACUCUAAUGUGAGAUUGAUUUAAAGCAGUCAAUGUGUGCAUGUGUAGCGACGUGCGUAUCUACCAUAUUUUAUGUAAGUAGUAGAUAUUUAUUUCGGCGCUUCCGUGUAGAUAAUACUGUAUCUAGGCGUACAUACAAUCAAAUAUUAAUAUAUUUAUGACAGUUAUAUUUUUAUUUUAUAAACAUUUAACUGCUAUAAGUUUAAAUCUACAGAAAAUUUCACUAGAAAGAAAAAUCUCUAUCUAGGCGAAUGCACUGACUAUUAAACUACCGCGGCCCUGAUGGCCGUAUCGAAUUUUCUCUAGUUUUCUUAACCUACAAGGCAGCGUCAUUUCUUCGCAUUGUAGGUAAAAUGAAUACCUUACAAGUAUUGAACAUUUGAAAGAAGAAAUAACAAUUAUAAAGAAAUCUUUACUAGAAAAAUUCACACACAAGAAAGCAGAUGGUACUCGCAUCCGGGCGAAUGCACUGACCAUGGCCGGGUCGAAUUUUCUCUAGUGUAAUCUUUAUGACAAUUACAAUUAUGUCAUUGUUAUGUUUGUUUUAGUCUAUCUGGACAUUAUAAAAAGUUGUUAGUCACAUGCCACCGCGUCUGUUUGUUUUUAAUGAUCUCAAAAAGUACUAAGCGCAUUUACAAUGGUGUUUUCGCCCAAGCAAAAAAACUCAUGAACAAAAACAUAGUCUACACCCACGCGAAGCGAAGAGGGUCAUCAGUUUCAUAUAUUUUGUGCCAAACACCGACACCACUGCAACACGCAGAAGGGCUCCCACACAUAACUACGAAUUCGCAUCGCACUACAAAUAUUUUAGAUUUGAACGGCAUCGCGCAUUCUUUCGAUGUUACAUACACUGGGCGACAACAUUUUAGUUAAUUCUGAGUCUGCGUAAGGGAAAGACGCCCCGGUGGCGCCGUCAUUGUGUAUGGAGGUGAUAAACUCUAAAGCUCUUGAAAUAAAGAUAUACUCAAUUUCUUUAACAAUACAAUAAACUCAAAAGCUCUUCAAGUGAAGAUAUACGCAAAAACAGUCUUCUGUUCUUAAACCGUAUUUCUUUUAUUUAUUGUUAUAUUUAUUCUUUAAUAGUAUUCUCGAGUAAAAAAGUUACCAUUAGCGUUCAUAAUCGUAAUAAAUGGAUCUACCCGAAAGCUUCUUUUUCUUUUAUAACUAUUUAACAAUAACCACAGUACAAUGAUCUUUUUGCGAUCCAUGUCAUUCCUUAAAAUACGUCCAAUACGUCUGACUACGUUAAAAGUACCUGAACUAUGGUUUUGCCGCACGAAAAAAACAACAAUUUGCAUCGCUAUUUACUGCGAUGCGGCGUCGCGUCGUAUCGCAUCAAAUCGCGGUUUUGUGUGGGAUAGGUAAUGUUUCAUGGAGUAUCUAUAUGUCAAUUGGUAUUUCACAUAAAUUUUAUUUGACUAUUGUUUUCAUAUAUGAAAUGAAGAUAUGAACCAUUCUAGGUCAAAUGUGAAUCGAAAGAAUUUGAUGAGUAUGAAAAAUAUUAUAAGUUCGAGUGAGCAACAAACAUAAUAACGUUUUCAUAUUUUGCGCUAUUUACUAUUCCAUUAGAUAUUGUUUUCUGUAUUUGAAGCUCUAUCUUAUAUGAGAUGAUAUUAGUUUUAUCAAAAAUCUACUAAACUAAAAUCUUAUAUCGUAUUUUCGCUCCGUUGUGUUGUCAAUCAAUUUCCUUUUACUCAAAACGCAUAGAACCACGAAAUUAAAAUUAGCUUCUAAUUCAAUGCAAUCAACAAACGCAUAUUAUCACUUAUCACCCAUUCGAUUCAAAUAUUAUUUUUUUCAAGUUUGAGCCUAAAAUGAUGACGUAAAGUGAUAAAACUCAAUAUCAUUUAUUUCUCGGAAACUAAUAAAACUCGAAUUAUCAGUUAAAUCAGAGAGACCGUAGUACAUCAAUAUAUGUGAAGAUCUUUUUUUUCAAUUAUGAAUGUUUGUUUAGUCAUAAUUUUAUUUAUAAUAAUAUUUACUUUUAUGUAAUAUUAGUACCACAGAAAAAGAACCGAAUUGAAGAGUGUGGAAGCCCUGAGACAACGUAGGAAUGGGGGACCCUAUUUUAAAAUCUGGCACCCUGAGCUCUUAUGAAUUGCUAAAAAUAUUUAUUAAUACCUGACGUUUCGCACCGUUAUCGAGUCUCUUACAGUAACAAGUAUUAUGAAAUGCCAGAACUAAAUUUUAAUAAAUACGCCUUAUAAUCGGCGUGUUUAAAAUAAUUCAAAUAGGUGGGAUUAUAAGAGAACUUUUUAAACUAGCUACGCGUUUGUACUAAACUAAGUUAAUAAUAAUUUUAACGUAUACAAUGAUGUCGAUUCUGGCAUGAUUCUCUAAAGCUAAACUUAAAUUUGACAACAAUGCAUCCUUUUCAUUCUCUAUACAGAAUAAAAAGGAGAGACUGAUGUUAAAUUUAGUUUUAAGUUUAGAGAAUCACGCCAGAAUCGACACCAUUGUGUUACCUGAGCAAAUACUCACCAUUACAGCUAUAGAGCAGACACGAUGGGUUCCUUAUCCGAAGAUAGAACAGUUUUAUCUACAAACAUAUACAUAUUUACGCAGUCUUCAUUAGGACUCGGAUCG